CGCAGGGCGCGCGGCUCUCCGCUGCUCCGACAGAGUUGAUCAGUGUCCGGAGUGAUACCUGAUGGAUGGAUGAUCAAUGCCCAAUCAAUCAAACCCCCGCUCGGACUCAUAGACAGGAGACCCAGGCACGUUCAGUAAGCUAUUGAUUACUGAUUAAUGAUCGGCAGCUGACAGAGUAUGUGAGCGGAGUUCAGCGCUUCAAACCAACAGGACUCUACUUUCUUCAUCCAUCCAUCACCUACUCCUCCACCUCCUCCGGGAUGAAGACUCCUCUCAGCCCCUCUCAGCUCCUGGAGAGUGGGCAGAUCUUUGCCUUUGGGGGGAUGUGUCAAGAGCUGAUGGACACACCCACACCUACAAGCAUCAGUCUUUCCGUCCAGCACGCUCCGUCUCCAGGUCAGGGUGGGGCCUACUCGCUUUGUGAGGUGUGUAACCUGCAGCUGACCUCCGAUGCUCAGGCACAGCUGCACUACAACGGCCGGUCUCACCUUCGGAGAGUGCGACAGCUCCAGGCUGGAGAGAAGGGACAACAUGUGGCAGCAGGGGCUCAGUCCAGGUCUCUGCCACAGGCCACAGGGCUCAGAUCUCAGCCUGCCGGACUAACUCCGACCCCAGGCCUCAGCCCAGCCCUCAACGCUGCACCAAGCACAACUGCAGGAAGUGGGUGUGGUGCAGUAGGCGGGGCGUUGCCGGGGCUGAUAGGCGCCACCGGCCCCUCAGUGAUGAUGAAACCGUUCCUGUCCUUCCCUGUUGAGACGACGUCGCCAGUUGGACUUUUUCCAAACUUCAACACGAUGGACCCGGUGCAGAAGGCCGUCAUCAACCACACAUUUGGUGUUACCAUGGUGCCCAAGAAGAAACAGGUCAUCUCCUGUAACGUUUGUCAACUGAGGUUCAACUCUGAUUCUCAGGCAGAGGCUCAUUACAGAGGCAGCCGUCACGCCAAGAAGCUCAAGUCUCAGGAGAACAAAGCCAAGGCCAAGCUGUCGAUCACUGCAGAGGCCAAUGGGAGCAGCUCUAGCCCUGCUGGCCCCGCCCCUCAUGUCUCAGCUAGCAGCAGCACCAAUCAGCACACAGAAUUCUUAUCCAGCAUCACCGACUCCUCCUCUCCUCUCAAAGCCUUCCUCCUCCCCUCAUCCUCCCCUCCCUCCUCAUCCUCCCCCUCCUCUAGCAGAGCAGGCAGUGAGCCUCCCCCCUCCAGUCCUCCCUCCGCUCUCCCCGCUCCAGGCCUCUCGUCCUCUUCUUCCUCCUCUGCCUCAUCCAAAGCUUCUCCUCCUCCCCCUCCUCCGGCUCCUGUCACCUCCUCUUCAUCCCCUGCCCCUCUUCCUCCUCCUUCCCAGGCCUCCUCCCAGGAUGCUCCUCUCUCAGUAGAGUCCGAGGAGGAGAAGGCCAAGAAGCUGCUGUACUGCUCUCUCUGCAAAGUUGCUGUAAACUCUCUGUCUCAGCUGGAGGCUCAUAAUGCAGGUUCGAAGCACAAGACGAUGCUGGAGGCUCGGAGCGGCGCCGGGCCGAUCAAGGCCUACCCUCGACCCGGAGCCAAGCUGAAGAACGGCAGCAGCUCCGGACUGAAAGGCUCCGGCCUGCAGAACAAAACCUUCCACUGUCAGAUCUGUGACGUCCACGUCAACUCUGAGAUCCAACUCAAACAGCACAUCUCCAGCAGGAGGCACAAGGACAGAGUGGCAGGAAAACCCAGCAAACCCAAAUACAGCCCUUAUAACAAACAGCAGAGAAACUCUCUCACUAAGGAGCUGGUGAAGCCCUCCCUCUCUCCCUCCUUCCUAUCCACUCCCUUCGCUCCUCCGCCCUCUUCCCUCACCUCCUCCAUCACACUCCCUCCCUCCUCUCUCGCCUCCGCCCCCCUCCUCACUCCCACCUCUUCACCCCUCACCCCUGCCAUCUCUCUCCACGCCCGCCCUCCAGCCCCCUCGUCCAUAUUCACCGCCUCCUUCCUGCGUCCGGCUCCUGGACCAAUCAGAGCGAGCCAAGGAUCGAUUCUCUUCACGCCCUACUGAUGACAGAGGUGGCGGUGGGGAGUCGAACUGGCAACCUUUGACCUCUGACCUCCAGUUUGCUGGAGCUACGGGGGCAGAAAAGUCAGAAAAGACAUCAGCUCUGCCAUCAUGGCUGCAGGGAUUCAAACCUGCGACCUUCUCACCUGACUGAGGUUUCACAAAGAGACAUGAGAGGACAGAGCCUCCUCCUUCUGUCUGGAUCGUGGGUCCGAAACCAGCGGAAGCAAACCGACGAUUUUAUCCAAACUAGAAAAUGAACGUGUUGCUUUAAAUAAACCACAGAGCUGAACCCAAGCAGAACCAGUCACAAAGAACCAGGAAAUUUGUUUAUGCAGUCAUGAAAAUAUUACAGAAUUGCACUAAUUUGGAAAACUUCAUUGUUGUCUCCGUAAUGUCCCAGAAUCAGCAGAUAGAGGAUGUCCACCUCAAAGGAAACCCAGUGAAACAGUCAACAUGUGCGAAUAUUCACACUUUUGUUUGGACCUUAUUACCAAAAACAAUCCCAAAGUACCUCAUCAUUUAUAACUGUUCAUGUUAUUUGUGGCAGCGCUAAAUCUGCUGAAAAUAAAGCUGGAGUUUUUUGGUUUGAUUGAGAUGACAAGAAUCAGAAACAGGAUUCAGGAGGAACCAGAACUGAGAAGCAGAAUCUAAAGAAAUCUCGAAGGAAGACGGUGAAGACACACUGGCGUUUUCUGUAUUUUGAUUUUCAGUCUAAAGAUGCAGCUUCAGUUGAGCCCAGACACAAAGGUGGAUAAGAAAGUCUGGACCCAGAACCCGGUUCAGGUCCAGUUGGGUCAGGUCUUCAGAGUUUGGAGGGGGGCUGAUCCUGUCCGAACAAAUAACCAGCACAAACAAGAUGUCAGAGAACUCAGCCGACGUCCUCCAUCAUGAAAUAUGCCACCGCUAUGACUACUGCAGCUACAUCUUCAUGUCGUACCAGACUGUGGUGUCGCAGGCGUCCUCCCUCAAGCGUCCCUGCGUUCACGUUCAACUUGUUCCUAACAUACAACAUCUCGAGCAAACAAACUACGAAGUGGAGAAAGAGAAAUUAAAGGAUUAAACUGGUGUGGUUUUAUAUCAUUAACACUGUCAACAAAUCCCUCGAAAAGACCAAAACCAACAAUGUAUUAGGUCAUUUGUUAAUACUUUCUGACCUCCACACGCUGUCUUUGUCACUUUUGGUUCCUACUGAAGACGUAAAAACCGUUCACAAGUGCGCAGUUUUAUUUUAAAAAAAGGUUCAGCAAUUUCAUAAAACAGCUGAACACUGUAGAUUUAAACAAAUGUCACUUCAACAGGAGGAAAUGGUGCAUUUGUUGGGGACCCUAAACUAGCCUAACUUUCUCUUCUGGAUUUAUGGCGUCAUGAAAUCCAAAUGAGAAUCAGCUUUAACAGGUAAUAAUCCUCAACAGAAAGUCACAUCAGGAUUGAUUCAGGACAGUUUGUUGCUCGUUCUCGUGCUGUAUGUUUGGAAUUGAAAUGCGAGUACAUGAACUCCUCUUUCUCCUCAUGUCUGAUGUCCACACCUCUUUCUGUACCUGAUGUCGUCCCUGUCGUCUCCACUGCCGCUGUGGUACAGACUAACUCUGGACUCUGGAUCAGACUAAUUCCCUGGUCUUACAGUGACGAAGGCCUUUCAUACUGACUGUUGCCAGGUGCGUACACUCACUCUGUCGGGUUUUCUUCCUCUCCAUCUUCCUCCUGCUGAAUCUCACCAGAACUUUCUGGAGUUUAAAGCGUCUGAGCAGAACUUUUAACUUAAGCUUUUAUCACAAGGAGGAACUUUUGAAGACUUUAACACAUCACUGGAACUUUUCACAACCUGCAACAGCAAAGGAACAUUUUCCUUAAAUAAGCUUAUUCAAUUUCCAUGAUCAAAACAAAAUAUUAACAUUUCUCUGGUUGCGUUUCCUGUGCUCUGAUAAUUUAUUUUACAGUGUAUGUUGUAAAUAUUUACCAAAAGCUUUUUCACGACUUUCAAACAACUGCAUGAUCUACAGCACGACCUCACGUUGUGUUCAAUGUUCAUUCACUGAGGGAUAUUUUUUAUGUCACUUUAUACCCCAUCUCUCCCAGUCCAUUCACCCUCUAUAUAUUGCUUAAUAUUGUAUGUAUAUUUUCAUUAUGACUGGAUCUUAUUAGUAUUUUAAAUUCAAGCCAUUUUUUUUUAUACUACAAAUCACAAAUCUGCCUCAAGGGGCCUCACAAUCUGUACAGCAUAUAACGCCAUCUGUCCUUAGACACUCAAUUAGGACAAGGAAAUACUCCCCUAAUGGGCAAAAAUGCAGGAUGGACAGACAUGCAAUAGAUGUGAAGUAAGUAAGUAUUUGGUGACUGCUGACAUCCGGGAGAAAGAAAGAAAAAAAAUCAAAAGAAAAACUUGUCGUCAUCCCACGUGAGUGCGUAGCGCGUAAAUACGUCCUGACAUCUAUAGAAAGCAGCCAUUUAUAUCCUCAGUCACUUCAAAGGGCUCAGAUGAUAUGUUUUUAUGAAACGGUAAAACAGAUGACUGACCCGAGCUUUCUUAACGCUUGAAACAUCUGAGGGCUGCAGAUGGGUUCUCGAAGUUUUCACGAGACAAAACGACAAUUCGUCAGCCGACAUUAACCAUAAUCAGAAUUUCUGUGACAUGAUGACCUUCUAACCGAGAGGAAGAAAGGGAAAAGACAAUGAAAAAAACAAAAAACAAAAUACUCAAGUUCAAAUGCAGUACAGCAGUCUUUAAAGUCUUUAACAGCAGCAUUUAAGAAGCGUGGUUUGUGCUGCCAUUGUAGAUGUCGUGAUGACUGGAAAACAUUUUCUUACUACGCUGUUUUCAUGUUGGGCUGGCAUAUGAUUGUGCGGUGCCGUCAGUAUGCUGUAAGGACCCCAUGCUACGCUUUCACGCUUUUAUGCUGACAUGUGUAGCAAUAAGUUUGCUUUAUAUUCUCAUUGUGUUUUGUAAUGAAUCUUGAGCGAGCUCCGUUCGCUAAAGAUGACUAUGCAAUACGACUGAAAGCUCAGAAAAAAAUCUCGUAAGUGGACCUUUUAGUCGAGGUUAUUCUGUCACACAAACCGAUCACCCUCAUGAAUGAACUUCCAUGCUCAACAUCGGGAUAUUGUUUUGUCUGUCCGUCACUUUCACCAGUGUUUUUAGGUUUUUCAAGUCCUAAAAUUAAGAUGAUCAGCAGGUUGUUUAAAAGUCGUGAAAGGGUUUCACAGAACCAGGUGAAACCAUAGAAAAUAAAAGAAAACUUCACACAAACUUAAAGACGAGGUGCAAAAGCUCCUCCCCAAUCUGACAGGACCAGUUGUUAAUAAUAAUAAUAAUAAUAAUAAUACAUUUUAUUUAAAGGCGCCUUUCUUGGCACUCAAGGACACCGUACACAGUUACACAAAUUGAGAUUAAAACACAUUAAGAAUUAAUUAAUUAAUUAACAACAAUAAAAAUUAAAUAUAAAAAUAAAAACAAAACAAAAGUAACAGAGCAAUUGGCAUCAUUGUUGUGAGUCUUUUCUACUCAGUCUGUUUAUCUCCAGGUUCUGAAGACUCUUCUCUUAUUGGCUAUCAGCAUUGUCAAUAAUUUAACCAGUCAGAGUUUUACCUGGAGGAGUCACUUGCUCUGCUCUGUGAUUAAUUAAUUAAUAAUACAAAGAACUGAAGCAAUGAUACUCAAAAUCUGAUUGGUUGAGUUAAAAAAGUGUGAUGGUCGGAGAGAUCAUGUCAGUGGUCAUGUUUAAAACUGAACCAUUUAUGAAAAUAUUUUCCACAACUUUUCCAAAACCUUUUUGGAUGUUGUGUUUUUUCCAUAACUUUUCAACACCAUGACUUUUCCAGGUUUAUCAUGACCAUAAAAACCCUGCUUAAAGUAUAGGGGCGCAUUUUAUUUAUAGUCAAUAUGGACAAGAGGAACAAUUAGCAUGACCAAUAACUCUUGAAAUAAACGUGAGUGUUGUAUAACGCUAAACUUGAAAAAAUGUGAAACUAUCCUUUUAAUGGGAAAAAAUCACAAGAAUAAAUUUGCUAAUUUUUUUGCUUUUAAAAAAAACUACAAAUAAAUGUCAGUGAUUGAGCAGCUGCUUUUGUAAAUAUAAGAACAUAUCUAUAAGCUGUGUUUUAAUUGGUGUUUUGCAGUGUAAAGAGUUUAUUAACUUUAUUCAUUGGCCUUAUGAACCACAUGCAAAAUAAGAUGUUUACAGUUUACAAGGAAUAAUAUGAAAUAAACAUUAUCAUUUGGGAAUUCUUACUUCAAAAUGUCUAUCCAAGCACUUAUUUUAAUUUUAAUAAUAACUAUAAUGAAAUGAUUUAUUUAUAAAGCACAUUUACAAAGUAUUUCACAAAAAAAAACCAGAACAUAGUAAAAACAAAAAUCUAAAAUUACUAAAACAAUAAGAUGAAUCUUAUUUUAAAGUUGCUGAAAAGCAAUUUUAUAAAAGUGGGUAAAAGAAUAUGAAUGGCAGCUUUAAAACACAUUAAGGAGCACUGUGUGGACCAGACUUCACAGCCACACGACUGGAUCAGAAAUAUUAAGAAUAUAAGCAGCAACACUCAGUAAACCUCUCAACUGACUGGUGUUCAUAUCAUUCAAUAAUCAAACAGGUUGAUUGUUGAUUAUUUUCUAUGGUUUCAAAUGGUCAGUAUUUUCUUGUCUGUCUUCCUGCCUCCUCCUGAAUAACUUGAAGCAUCUCAGUCUUCCAAUAAUGAACAAACAGGUGUAAGGACAUUAAGUGUGUAUGUAUCUGUGUUUAUCUAUGCAGUAUUUGGUCUCACGGUGCAGUAACUCUAUCUCAUCAACAUGUAAUUGUAAAAAAGACAAAGUGUCAAAUCCAUGUUGAUGAUGCUGAUUAACCUCCACUCAGGCUGUUUGACAGCCGCUCAUUUGAAAACAGAGCUCUCGGCUCUUAACUGAACUUCCUGCUCUGUCUAAAGAUGUCAUCAUGAUGCAAUAAUGUACAGAUCAGCUGCUGCUUCUCCAUUCGCUCUGCUUCCUUAUCAGCAAUACAGAGGUCUGGGUGUCUCCAUACUAGCCCGAGUCUCGAUACUUGGCCAAGUUGCAAUACUGGAAUGAAGCAAACAGGGAUGCACUGUUUAAAAUGAAGCGUUGAUUCUAGCUGACAUGUUGUAAAUAUGUCGGCAUUUCUGUUCAAACUGUCAUAAUGUUUUUGUUGAAAACUGAGACUGCGUGCGUGCGUGCGUGCGUGCGUGCGUGCGUGCGUGCGUGCGUGCGUGCGUGCGUGCGUGUGUGCGUGUGUGUGUGUGUGUGUGUGUGUGUGUGUGUGUGUGUGUGUGCUCCUUCCACGCUUGGAAUUAACCUCAUGCAUCUGAUUUAAUCACUUUGCUUCCAAAAUAAAAGCUCAUUUUCCAUUAAUCCAUAUGACAUGCAAACAGUGAAUAAAUAUGUGUUUAAAGGAGCAGUUCACCCAAACUGCUGCACUCAUCUCUGAUCCAGGCAGAGUUGUUUGUAACACAUCUGAUGCGUUUAAGUUUUCUACAAAACAACCUUUUAGUUGAGCAUAGUUUAGUUGAAAAGUUAUUUGUGCCAACAGGUACUGAAUUUGAAUUUUCUCUCAAAAUUUUUAAUGUUAAAUUGGAUCAAAUUUCUCCAAAUGUAUUUUAAGAAUAAAUUCAGGUUUUGAAGAUUCACGUUCAAACCGUGGUGAUGCACUUCAGAUUCAGCUUUCUGAGAUUCUGCACAAAGAAAACAAAACAAAGGCUGACAAGUUCAUAUUCAAUCCCUGCAGCCGAUCAUUACCAUUCAAACCUUUCAGAGAUUAUACUUGACGGGUGAGUUGCUUAAAUUGGAGCUGAUGAAGCUGAAAGCAAGGAGCUGCUCAAAGGUGAAAAUAAACAAAUAUUUCCUUUAUAUUUCAGCUCAGAACAGCAGCGUUAAGUCUUCUUCAGACAUGUUAAAAAGCAACAUCUCCUGCUUCAGAGAACCUCCGACCACUUCUUCAUGUACAGUAUUUAUUCUCUGAGCUUGUUUUUUAUGAUGAUGAAGAUUAUGAUGCAGAUAUGCAAACACAGAUUUGUCAGGUUGAGAUUAUGUAACAUUUUUCUCCUUAUCAUUUUAUUUCUGUAACUUUGUUUUUUUUUGUUUUUGUUUUCAUUAAAAACUGCUGAACAACCUA
Molecule: messenger RNA, 8122 nt
Organism: Seriola aureovittata
Lineage: Eukaryota; Metazoa; Chordata; Actinopteri; Carangiformes; Carangidae
Gene: znf385b
Product: zinc finger protein 385B
Exons: 11
Coding region: 261-2015 (584 amino acids)
Cellular component (GO): nucleus
Molecular function (GO): zinc ion binding; nucleic acid binding
Source: RefSeq, a predicted model, not a curated record